AUGGCUUCGGAACUGAAAGCGAGCGUACCCAUUGUGACGAGGUGGAGAGAGAAUGUUAAGGAUCUCACUGCGGGAGCGGCUGGUGGUGUCGCUCAGGUUUUGAUCGAUUUGGUUAAAGUCCGGCUACAAACACAAGAUGGGGGCAAUGCUUUGUCGACCGCUCGCAACAUCUGGGCGAAAGAAGGGCCGUUGGCGUUUUAUAAUGGCUCUCUCAUGCCAUUAUUAGGCAUUGGAGCAUGCGUCAGCGUCCAAUUUAGCUCCUUCCACAGCUUCCGACAAGACAUCGAGUCCCACAACAGAGAUAACCACCCAGAACACACCCCAACCCUAUCCCUAACCCAAUUUUACCUCGCCGGCGCAGGAGCCGGAGUAGCCACCAGCAUCCUAUCUGGCCCAGUAGAACACAUUCGCAUCCGUCUCCAAACACAACCCCACGGCACCGCAGGAAUCUACAACGGACCCUGGGACUGCACUCGAAAGAUCAUCCGGACAGCCGAAAUCCCCGGCAUCUACCGCGGCCAGGCAGUAACCCUCCUCCGGGAAAUUCACAGCUACAGACAGCAAAAGAAACGCGAAGAGUUCCCUAACUGGCAAAUUGCCUUAUGUGGAGGCCUUGCCGGUGAGGCGCUCUGGUUAUUGAGCCAUCCAUUGGAUGUGAUCAAGAGCAAGAUGCAGAGCGAUGGAUUUGGGCCCGACAAAAAAUACCGCAACGUGCAAGGCGCUUUUCGGCAAACUUGGGUCACGGGGGGUGUUAGGGGACUGUUUUACGGUCUCGGACCGGCUCUUCUUCGAGCUAUGCCUGUGAGCGCGGGCACUUUUGCUACGUAA
Aspergillus alliaceus is the source of this 828-nucleotide messenger RNA. Its product is annotated as mitochondrial carrier protein. Gene Ontology annotation, biological process: mitochondrial L-ornithine transmembrane transport. Gene Ontology annotation, molecular function: L-ornithine transmembrane transporter activity. The coding region runs from base 1 to 828 and encodes 275 amino acids. NCBI's taxonomy places the organism in Eukaryota, Fungi, Ascomycota, Eurotiomycetes, Eurotiales, Aspergillaceae. The transcript is spliced from 5 exons. The record is from RefSeq and is a predicted model, not a curated record.